Messenger RNA from Nannochloropsis gaditana CCMP526, 721 nucleotides. RefSeq lists its product as uncharacterized. The annotation marks the transcript as partial. The transcript has 2 exons. The record is from RefSeq and is a predicted model, not a curated record.
GUUAGCAAGCCAUCGACGCUCUUCUUCCCGGCGCUCGAUACGGCUCAGGGACUCAAGUUCUACCAGGGGCUGUACACGGGCAGCGCUCUCGACACAGGGUCUCUGUGGCCCGACGUGACGCUUGUCUCACCGCAUGAGGUGGCACCCGUCCAGCACGCAGUGGUCGGCCAGCCGUACACGGUGCUUUUGGAGAACUUUGCGAUGAAGGGAAACGUGGUCGUGGAGCUCUUCCAGGGCACUGAGAAGAAGGGCGUGACUGUCGCUACGGUGCCGGGCGGGAUCGCCCCCGGCGAGGUGCGAGAGGUGUCGUGGACGGCUCCUGAGCCGCUUGAUGGAGUGUCUGGGAACCGAGCCUACCUGCGCGCGUACCACGCGGGCAUGCCGGCGAUCUAUUCCGAGAGUGACCUGUUUGACUUGUUGCCGUCAUCUGUGCUGGAGAACUAAGCUUGAAAGGUGCCGUUUUCCUCGAUCUGCCGUCAAGAUUGUAGCUGUUUUGAAAAAGAUUACGCGAUGUUUUCAAUAAAUUAUAGACACCAUAAUAAUACUGGGUGGUCAAAAAAACAGAAAGGGAUCAUGGGGGAAAGUGUCUUAAGAAAUAGGACAAUAGUUCAGAGCGCUGUGCAAUUUUUGACAGGCUCCAUGAGCAAAGUAAGAGUAUAAGUGAGAAUUAUGUUGGAGGAAACAGUAAGAAGUACAAAAGCAAAAAAGCAAGAGACGGUGG